This is a messenger RNA of Cuscuta europaea, 1091 nucleotides long. The record is from the annotation of a GenBank genome assembly. NCBI's taxonomy places the organism in Eukaryota, Viridiplantae, Streptophyta, Magnoliopsida, Solanales, Convolvulaceae.
AAUUCGUAUAAGAUCACGGGUGAGAACGGUGAAGCGUAUGAAUGAAGACGCGCAACAAACAGAUCGCUUAUAGACUUGGUCAAGCGCCAAUUCAGUUUCUUCAUCUUCAAGAUUUGUUGAGCUAAGGAAAAUUUUCAAGUUUUCAUCAUCGCAUCUUCAUCAUCUCAUCCCUUCCCUUUAAUCAUCUACUCUGCCCCAUCCCAAAGCUCUGUUUGUAUUGAAAAACAAGCCAUCACUUCAAUGCUGGCUGUUCAAUUUCCUUCCCAAGAUUCCAGGCCGAUCAUAAUGAGUCCAAGAAUAUCAUUUUCCCAUGAUGUUUCGCCGGCGGACAUGAGGGACAUCGCACCCGCCGCCGAACAUCAAAACAUCCGGCAGAGCUCGCCGCCGCCCCUGUCUAGCUCGGAGUUCAAUUUUUGUGUUCUCAGGGAGAGAUUUGAUCAUUUUUCUUCAGCAGAUGAGCUUUUCUUGGACGGAAAGAUUCUUCCUACUGAGAUCAAGAGAGGUAUGGGUCAGCAAAGAAAGGUAUUUCCGCCGCCGCCGCCGCAUCCCCUUCCUCCUCAGCCGCUGCCGCCGCUGCAAAAACAGAGGUGGAAACUAGGGCGGAGUUCAAGUUUGAGUUGUGGGACUGGAACUCUAUGUCCAUUGCCUCUUAUGUCAAGAAGCAAUUCUACAGGAUCUUCUUCCCCAAUUACCAAACGAAAUUACCAGAAAGUUUCAUCUUCUUCAACGAAACAGUCACAGAAUGUCUCUACCGGUCAUCAUCAUCAAAAGCCUCCGCUGAAGAAGUUGAUGAAUUACAGUGGGAUGGGGAUAAACCCAGUCUUGAAUAUUCCGCCGGGAAGUUUCUUUCGUUUACCUUCUUUUUUUUCCGGUGGGAAGGAUAAAAACAGGAAGAAGUGAUGACCGUUGCUUAAUUAUUUUAUUUGUGUCUGUUUUCUUUUUAUUUCCUGUGGUGGGGUUAUCCAUUUUGCUUCAUAAAAACUACUCGUAUUCAUCUCUGGAUUUGCUAUAUAUGUAUACAGGGUUGCCCUAUAUGAUUUUCAAUACUGGACAAUAUGUUUUUUAACAAAAUUGAUAAUACUCCAAUUUGG